AUGGACGAAACUUCACUUAUAAGUGAACAGAUCCAGGAGAAUAAAAAACGUAUACUUAAGUUGUCAAGAGAUUUUCGUCUCAAAGCAACACAACUUUACCUGAAAAUUGUUAAAGAAGAAUGUAAACUUCAACAUAAAAAACUUGAAAAAGUUCUCAAUGAUUUUCUUCAACAUGAAGUACAAAAAACACCCUCAUCCUCACCAACAUUUGGUAGAGUUGAUGAAAGAGAUGAUGAUAAUAGAAAACACUUUGAUGUUCAUAGUGAUAAAGAAGAUGAUGACGUUGAUGAAGUUUUUACUCAAAGAAAAGCACCUCCAUCGCCAGCAUCGUCAUCAUCACAAAGACGAAGGGCGUGA
Molecule: messenger RNA, 357 nt
Organism: Adineta steineri
Lineage: Eukaryota; Metazoa; Rotifera; Eurotatoria; Adinetida; Adinetidae
Source: the annotation of a GenBank genome assembly